AUGGGCGAGCAUAAUCUUCUUAAUCCCGGGUUUGUGGGACCGUUGGUAAACAUCCACACGGGAGACACAUUUUACCUCCCCAAUUUUAGAGCGUCCGGGGGACAACUGGCGGGUCUACCCUCUCUCUCCUACCCAAGAAGGGACAAUGUAUGCUCCCUUCCUUGGACCGCGUCGGAGCCGUGCAAUGGAUAUCCUCAACCCUACUUUAGCAGUGCCAUGUCCAUUAACCCCUCUUUCAACCGUGCAUGCGAAAUCACCAGGCAAGAUGAAGGCAAAUGUUUUUACAGCAACGGUGGCGGCAACAGGGAACCCUGCGCUGAAAGCGCAAACCUCAAACGUGAAGAGAGGGCAAGAGGAGACUCCUCUUCCUCCAUAACGACGGAGCAUGGACUGCACAACGGGAUUGGCAACAACGGUACAUAUUCCAAGUACGACUAUGGCGUGGAGCAGUUGACCCAAGAUCCGCUAUCCUGUCAAUCCCUAGAAUCUGACUCCAGUUCAUCGCUGCUCAAUGAAGGGAGCAAAGCCUCUACAGGCAUCGCUCAGGCGUUGACAUCCCCUGGCAAUCACGCACCAAGCACAGCAGCGGGCGGAGGCGCCCCGUGGUACCCAAUGCACACCCGAACCCGAAAGAAACGUAAACCCUACUCCAAACUCCAGCUGGCGGAGCUGGAAGGCGAGUUCAUGCUCAAUGAGUUCAUCACCAGACAGCGGCGGAGGGAACUCUCUGACCGCCUGAACCUCAGCGACCAACAGGUUAAGAUAUGGUUCCAGAACCGGCGGAUGAAGAAGAAGAGAUUGAUGCUUAGGGAGCAGGCCUUGUCCUUCUUCUAAGAGGGAGAGAUAUAUUUUAAAGGGGAAUAUAGGCAGGCUGUAUUCUCGAUGAAACAUACUGUUGAUUAUUUUGGUGUAAUCAAAUUCGAUGGCAUAUAGCAUGCACAGUAUGACGUCUCACGUCCUUUAGAAGAAGGAUGUUUUCUGAAACAAAACGACCUCAUCUGAGUUAUCACUACAUCUAUCUCGAAAAACAAAUCAAGAGACCAAAUAAUAUCUUUAUCUGACCUUAUAUCGCAUAUAAAACGUUUAUCAAUACAAGUGGUGACAGUGCAAGAGCUAAUAGUCUUCCCUAUAUUAUGUGUUCUUUGAUAUGGAACAUUCGAAAUAGUUAGCGCCCAGGAAUGAAAGGCAGACACAGUGCAGUCUAAAGCAACACAACGUUUCAAUUAACAUUAUUUGGGAAAAUAUAAUUUGGGACUUGUAACUUUUUUCAAAGAUUUCUUUGGCAAUUUAGUUUCCCAUCCUUUUACCAAUGCACUAACACUUGUGACUCAUUCGGUACAAUCAUUUCUAACAAAUGUAACUAAUCAAAUGAUAUAUAUAUCGGAUUUUUACAAAUUGAUUUGAUUUAAGAUAUGAACAAUUUCAGUAAUAAGCAUAUGCCUGCUUGUUGAGAAUAUGAAGCUAAUGGAAAGUUACGGAAUCCAUACUAAUGGAUAUUCAAUAUUAAAGAAUAACUCAAUCAAAUUUACGAAUGCAUAGCAUGUAUUUAUAAACCUUUUUAGUCUCAUGAGUGGAAUUAAGAUUGAACUGAUCCAAAUUGUGUUUCAUAAGUUUGAGUUCACUUAGGUACUUCUAUGUAGGCACGGUGCAUCAAUAUGGCUAUGGCCCAUUUCACCAGUAUUAAAUAAGUCAUGACAUGAUCGACCCCAGAACUCCUAAAACAAGUGUUACAACGUUCAUGGAAGGUUGAACUUGGGCUUUGGCAUAUUCAGCCAUUUAAUUUUUAUUUUUUAUUUUUUUAUCUCAGUGGAUCUUAAGAUGGUUUUGGGGCAUGCAAUUAAAAGCCUAAGUUAUUAAUUUUCAAUCAAUCGUGUGCUCUAGGAGACGUGCAUGGCCACGGUCAAGGACAACAACUGGCCUUACAGCCUACUGCGUCUGUCAGAGCCAUCCAUUCUAGAGCCAUUUUCAUGAGUGCAUUUCGAUACUGUUUGUAAAUUACAACACUUUGAUUUACAAAAGUCGAUUAUCUGCUAUUACAUUUCUCAUCCCGCUAAAACACACACACACACACACAAAGAUUCCGA
Molecule: messenger RNA, 2084 nt
Organism: Oncorhynchus gorbuscha (pink salmon)
Lineage: Eukaryota; Metazoa; Chordata; Actinopteri; Salmoniformes; Salmonidae
Product: homeobox protein Hox-C12a-like
Exons: 2
Coding region: 1-834 (277 amino acids)
Biological process (GO): regulation of DNA-templated transcription
Molecular function (GO): sequence-specific double-stranded DNA binding; DNA-binding transcription factor activity, RNA polymerase II-specific
Source: RefSeq, a predicted model, not a curated record